Molecule: messenger RNA, 2330 nt
Organism: Sycon ciliatum
Lineage: Eukaryota; Metazoa; Porifera; Calcarea; Leucosolenida; Sycettidae
Product: ras-related GTP-binding protein A-like
Exons: 8
Coding region: 168-1091 (307 amino acids)
Biological process (GO): cellular response to starvation; negative regulation of autophagy
Cellular component (GO): Gtr1-Gtr2 GTPase complex; nucleus; lysosome
Molecular function (GO): GTPase activity; GTP binding
Source: RefSeq, a predicted model, not a curated record
CAGUUGAGAUUUCAUUUUUCAAGAAGGAGCUUGCACAGCUGACGAUUCGUUGUUCUGUUUGGAGUCUUAUAGUUCUAUGCAGUGUUGAAAGCUUGAAAUUGGCGAACACAAAGAAACCAUUGAAUUGAAAUUCUGUGUCGCAGUCUUAUACAACAGCUGUAGUGGCAAUGGCGCGCAAGAAGGUGCUCUUAAUGGGCAAGAGCAGUGCCGGAAAGACUAGCAUGCGCUCAAUCAUCUUCGCCAACUACAUCGCCAGGGACACGCGGCGUUUGUGUGCUACAAUUGAUGUGGAGCACUCUCAUGUCCGCUUCCUGGGAAAUCUCGUCCUGAAUCUGUGGGACUGUGGCGGGUAUGCAGAGGCGUUCAUGGAAAACUACUUCACCAGCCAGCGCGACACCAUCUUCCGCAACGUGGAGGUGCUCAUCUACGUGUUUGACGUGAAGAGCGAGGAGCGUGAUAAGGACAUCCAUUACUACCAGUCCUGUCUUGAGGCAAUCCUGGAGAACUCGCCCAAAGCAAAGGUCUUCUGUCUUGUGCACAAGAUGGACUUGAUUGCCGAUAGUCACCGCGAUGCCGUAUUUGCACAACGGGAAGAAGAGUUGAAGCGGUUAUCACGACCUCUGGAGGUCACGGCGUUCAAGACGUCCAUAUGGGAUGAAACCCUCUACAAGGCCUGGUCGUCCAUAGUGUACCAGCUAGUGCCGAAUGUUAGUGAACUGGAAAGAAGCCUUCAGCAAUUUGCUGAGAUCAUUGACGCAGACGAGGUCUUGCUCUUCGAACGGGCAACUUUCUUGGUGAUAUCCAACUCUCUGCGUCGUGAGCAUCACGAUGACCAUCGUUUUGAGAAGAUCAGCAAUAUCGUAAAGCAGUUCAAGCUUAGCUGCAGUAAGCUCUCAGCUCAGUUCCAUAGCAUGGAGGUUCGAAACAGCCAGUUUGCUGCAUACAUUGAUGUCUUCACUCCUAACACCUAUGUACUGGUCGUGACCAGCGACUCCACGCUACCAUCCAGUGCUAUGUUGAUCAAUAUUCGUAAUGCCCGCUCUCACUUUGAGAAGCUUGAGCAGGCGCAGGAGAGUGCGGUUGUACGCUAGUGUCAGGCCCACAACAGCUGCUGCUGCUGCUCCUAGGCUGUAGGUGAGCAGAGAGCAUGCACGGAUGAACGGAUAUGCUUUCGACGGGCGUGCACAAGCAGGGCGGCCAUCUUCUCUCUAUCUCCUCUAGAUGUGUCCUGUCCACCGGAAACAUACACAGCAGUGCUCACAAUACAGGAGUGUGCAUAGUGCCAUUCAGACUUGCACUUCUGUCCGCCACUGGUAGUACCAGCAACAGCAGCAAUGUCAAGUCAUCUGUCAAGUCAUCCUCAGGUUGGUGAUGAGUUGCUUUCCCUGUAUCGGCAUACACGGCUCCAGCUUAGCCUGCCAACUAAAAAAAAAUCCAAACAAGAUAUCGAAAGACCCUUCUCUUCCUCUUGAGUUUAUUUAGCCAUCAUGUACAUAGAAUGACAGUGUGUGUGUUGUACAUGGUGUGUGUGUGUGUGUGUGUGUGCGUGUGUGUGUGCGUGCGCGCUUAGCUGUUCAUCAGGCUCAUAGUCCUGUUCAGUUCAUGUGAAGGUUAGUGACUGGGUGAGCAUAGCUCACAGGGCAAUUCUCAUGAUAGCUGUACAUCAGCAAUAGAGCUGUGUACCGUAUGCUAGGGUUUGGUCACGUGAAAGUGGCAUGCAACCUUCAAUGCUGUUCCGGUGGUGACAGUGAUUGAGUACACCUGUGCGCUUUUUCAACUACACCUGCUCCACCUGCGACCACUGUUCUUUACGUAGUGCUAAAUUUCAGCUUCUUGAUUUUGCUUGCUUCUGUGCGUUGGAUGAUCUGGUACUGAUUUGUGUAUUUUUUAUCACCAUACCUGCUUCUCGAAGUAAGACGAGAUUCGGCUCCAGCCUUCCUGUCGGAAUCGCUUUUUAAUAGUGCUGCACAGAAACAACUUCUAUCUGCCGCCAAGGCCUUGCAACCUGCUAUUACAGCACUUGAUGUAGUCUCUCAUCUCGAGGCGUGUAUAGCUCUCUCCCUCUCCUCUCUCUCUCUCUCUCUCUCUCUCUCUCUCUCUCUCUCUCUCUCUCUCUCUCUCUCUCUCUCUCUCUCUCUCUGGUUUUUAAACCCGAAGUCUGUGACUUUUUUCCUAUCACAGCCACCAUGCAGCUUCAAAGUAUGUUUCUUGUAUUUUCAUAGUGUGUCUUUGGACACAAGUAUAUAUAUUUUUUAUCACUCUAACCAUGGCUGAUUGGUGUGCUCCACCCAGCGCAAUGUGGAGUCUGAACUUAGGUCAAGAAAGGAGAA